This is a messenger RNA of Fonsecaea erecta, 663 nucleotides long. RefSeq lists its product as hypothetical. The record is from RefSeq and is a predicted model, not a curated record. NCBI's taxonomy places the organism in Eukaryota, Fungi, Ascomycota, Eurotiomycetes, Chaetothyriales, Herpotrichiellaceae. The transcript is spliced from 2 exons. The coding region runs from base 1 to 663 and encodes 220 amino acids.
AUGGGCGAUUACACGGCCUUUUUCUAUGGAACUCUCAUGGCGCCUGGCGUCCUCCAUCGCGUCAUCCACGGCACCCACAAUCCCGAGCCGUGGCAGAAAGACCUGAUCACCGUCCGGCCCGCCAUGCUGCAGAACUAUCGUCGACACAGAGUGAGAUACGCGGAUUACCCGGCCAUAAUACCCCACUCCGGCUCCAGGGUACGGGGGAGCCUGGUGACCGGACUGACGCAGGGGGAUAUCUACCGGUUGGACAUCUUCGAAGGCCGCCAGUACAAGCGGGAUGUCGUGAAGGUACAAGUUUUGAAGGAUGUGGAACUGGAUCAAGCUGCCCCCGAACAAGACAGAGACGACGAAGUCCUGGAAGAAGUCGAAGCACAAACAUAUGUCUGGCUUGAAGGUGAAGAGACGUUAGAGCCCGAAGAAUGGGAUUUUGAAGCGUUCAAACGAGACAAGAUGCGUGCUUGGAUGGGCAUUGUGGAGGACGACGAUGUCGAGAUCGAUGAGGGCUUCGCUGACGUCGACAGGGCAGUAGCAGAGGAAGAUUCGCGGCGGACAGUGGACAAGGCAAAGGAGAAUGGGAACCACACCACAACACAUGACCCAAUGGGUGGAAGAGGGGCGAAUGGGCAUAUUACGCAGCAGUUGAAAGAUGCUGCCGUAUAG